This is a messenger RNA of Anoplopoma fimbria (sablefish), 3283 nucleotides long. RefSeq names its product ras homolog family member T2 (gene rhot2). Gene Ontology annotation, molecular function: calcium ion binding; GTP binding; GTPase activity. Bases 175 to 2031 code for a protein of 618 amino acids. Lineage: Eukaryota; Metazoa; Chordata; Actinopteri; Perciformes; Anoplopomatidae. The transcript is spliced from 19 exons. Gene Ontology annotation, biological process: mitochondrion organization; small GTPase-mediated signal transduction. Gene Ontology annotation, cellular component: mitochondrial outer membrane. The record is from RefSeq and is a predicted model, not a curated record.
UCUGUGCGGCCAGCAGGGGGCGGAGUUUCACAGUCUUGUGAACCGGAAUGACAUGGGUUCACCUUGUGGAGAGGCACACGUUUGAUUUUAGCUAGUAAUUUGACAUUCAAAUGAACGAUAAAUGUCCCUGUAGUACUGUAGCACGUCUGGCUGCUCGUCAAACAGAGGAACAACAUGAAACAAGACGUCAGGAUACUGUUGUUGGGGGAGCCCAAGGUGGGGAAGACAUCACUCAUCAUGUCUUUGGUUGGAGAAGAGUUCCCAGAGGAGGUUCCACCCAGAGCUGAAGAGAUCACCAUCCCUGCUGACGUGACUCCAGAGAAGGUGCCCACACAUAUAGUGGACUACUCAGAAAAAGAGCAGAGUGAUGAAGUCCUUAGAAAGGAGAUAAUCAAGGCUAAUGUGGUGUGUGUUGUGUACGAUGUCACCAACGAGGACACAAUAGACAAGAUCAAAACUAAAUGGAUACCUUUAGUUAAUGGUGAUGCAGAGAAAGGAAACAAAGUUCCCAUCAUCCUCGUGGGAAACAAGUCUGAUCUGCGCUGUGGAAGCUCAAUGGAAACCAUUCUUCCCAUCAUGAACCAGUUCUCUGAGAUUGAGACAUGUGUUGAGUGUUCUGCAAAGAACUUGAAAAACAUUUCAGAGCUGUUCUACUAUGCACAGAAGGCAGUUCUUCACCCCACUGCCCCUCUUUAUGACCCUGAGGACAAACAGCUGAAACAACUGUGUGUCCGAGCCCUUAGCAGGAUAUUUUACAUUUCCGACCAGGACAAUGACCGUAUCCUCAGUGACGCUGAACUCAACCGCUUUCAGAAAUCUUGUUUUGGGAAUCCUCUGGCACCUCAAGCCUUAGAAGACGUGAAGACGGUAGUUUGGAAGAACACCAGUGAUGGGGUGCAGGACAAUGGCCUUACCUUAAAUGGUUUCUUGUUCCUUAAUACGUUAUUCAUCCAGAGGGGCCGACAUGAAACCACAUGGACUAUUCUCAGGAAGUUUGGUUAUGACGACAACCUUGAGCUGACUGACGAUUACCUUUACCCUGAACUACGGGUUCCUGUCGGCUGCACCACAGAAUUUAAUCAUUUAGGUCACCAGUUUCUCCUGCGGCUGUUUGACAAGUACGAUGAAGACAAAGACUCUGCCCUGUCACCGACAGAGCUUAGGAACCUGUUUUGCGUAUGUCCUUACAUGCCAUGGGGUGCAGAGGUCUACAUGACUGUCCCAACCACAGACGAGGGCUACAUCUCUAAACCCGGCUACCUUUGUCAGUGGACGCUCUCUGCGUACUUUGACAUCCACCGUUGCCUGGAGCACCUAGGAUACCUAGGAUACCCUAUCCUCACUGAGCAGGAGUCACAGACUGCCGCAAUCACAGUGACACAGGAGAAAGAGGUGGACCUGGAGAAACGCCAGACACAGCGGACAGUGUUUCUCUGCAAGGUGAUCGGACCGCGGGGGACUGGCAAGUCCGCCUUUCUCCAGGCCUUUGUGGGCCACAACGUUUUGAAUAAAGGAAAUUCCAGCAGUGCCUUUUCCCCCUAUGCCAUAAACACUGUCCAAGUCAGCAACCAGGAGAAAUACCUUAUACUCAAUGAGGUGGAUGUGGAGGUACAGUUCCUGAAGGCAUCAGACGCCAACUGUGAUGUUGCUUGUCUCAUGUAUGACGCCAGUGACCCACAUUCCUUUGACUAUUGUGCCAGUAUAUACAAGCAACACUACAUGGAGAGCAACAUCCCAUGUGUGCUGGUCGCCUCCAAGGUGGACCUUCCUGAGGUCAAGCAGUUCCACGGGAUGACUCCAGCAGAGUUCUGUUAUAAACACCAACUGCCUCCACCUCUGCCCUUCUCCAGCCUGUUCCUCGACUCCACCAGCAAGAACAUCUACAACAGGCUUGCCUGGGCAGCAGUAUACCCACACCUGAAUGGUUCCAACAUGAGCAACACAUCAUUCUGGCUGAGAGUGGCGUUGGGCUCGGCUGUGGUUGCAGUUCUGGGCUUUGCAAUCGUCAGAGCCGUCGGCAGACUGAAAUGAUCAACAAUCAGCCGAUCUUAUUUUUUUCCAUCCUGACGCUCGAUCAAUCCAUCCCUUUAAGACAAAUCAUCAGAGACAAGAUUCAAAGCCGCCGCAUCGUUUUUCUUUUCACCCCAAAAGGCUCCCAGGAAACUCUUCUUGUCUCUACUCCUGUUCACUUUGUCCGGCCCUCUGAGUCAUUUGAUUGCGACAAUCCAAAGGCAAUUGUAAGCUAGUGAUCAUAUUAUUCCCCCCCCGCCGCUAUGCCCAGCUUUUUCUGCCUUACAUUGUCCAACCAGGUUAAGUAGGAGUUCGCCUGUCAGCACUCGGUGCAUUCAUACACGGAGAACAGUUCAGAUCCGAACAGGUGCUUUAUCAAAGGGUAGGAAAUGUAGCAAGACAUUUGCUUCUUAUCUGCAUUCAAUAAUGUGUCGGGUGUUAAUGGUGAGAUUGGAGAGUUUUUAUAAACAUACUGUGUUUCUUAAACAUAAUAUAGAAAAAUGCCAAAUUGACUAGACUGAAGAACCAAAUGUCAGCACAUGGAGCAUUUUUAAAAGAGCAAACACCCUGAGUGGCUGCUACUGAAUAUCUCCAGUGAACUACACUCUUCCUUCUGGCCAUACUAGAUAUUAUCUGAUUUGCCAAAUAAAUCCAGCGGCAAUGAGUAGUAAAAGCAUGUUGCCCCUUAGGCAUAUUGUUUUGCCUGAAAAUGAAACAUUUUAAUGUUUUUAGCAGUAAGGCCUGCCUCCACUCAGGGAGGGAGAGAUGUGCAUGAAGAAGAAUGGCGGUUUGUUAAUGCAUCAGCAAAAAGCCAGCAAAUAUUUUAUCCAGUAAAAGGAGGCCGCACAAACCUUAAAUAACUGGUCAAAUUCAUCUCUGCUUCUUUCUGUUCACAUUGAAAAGGAAUUCAUUGAUUUUGAUUGAGACUGAGAUAAGCUUGAUAAUCUGUUUUCUAUCAACAUACCCUGUGCAUACAUUUUGAUUUCCAUACAUAAUCUGCCAUUGCAUUGUUUUCCAACAUGAGUCAGUCAUGUUAUGUAUGUUUUAUUGCUUCAUUUUGCUGGGGACCUGCUGUUUCUGCAGAAUACAGUUCUGUGACUUUUAAAAUAUGGCUGUUUUUCUUACAGAAACUGAACUGAUUUAGAUGCUUAAUAAAAGACCAGACUAGACAGGAUGGGGAGAUUUUGCCCAAAAGACGUUAUGGAUGUUGGGAUGAAAAAUGAAUGUUGUGCUUUAUGUUAAUAUGUCUGACAGUUGAUGCCCCCCCCCCCCC